AUGAGGAGGGGUGGGAUGAGGAGAAGGGUAGUGGAGGGGGAGGAGGUGGAGGAGGAGGAGGAGGAGGAGGAGGAGGAGGAGGAGGAGGAGGAGGAGGAGGAGGAGGAGGAGGAGGAGGAGGAGGAGGAGGAGGAGGAGGAGGAGGAGGAGGAGGAGGAGGAGGAGGAGGAGGAGGAGGAGGAGGAGACAAGUUGGCACAAGUUCUGGGCAAGGCUUUGGAUACUGCUGCUGGUGGUGCUGCUACUGCUGGUGCCACCGGUGCAGGCUCGGGCAAAAAACGGGAGUGGCAGCAAUGGGGGCGAUGCAGGUGGUUCGGGUGCUGCCGGUGCUGGGGGAGGGGGAGGAGGGGCAAGGAAGAAAGCAGGAGGAAAGCUUGUAGUGAGCAAGGGGAAGGGGCUUGUGAAACAGUAG
Messenger RNA from Closterium sp. Yama58-4, 411 nucleotides. The record is from the annotation of a GenBank genome assembly. Lineage: Eukaryota; Viridiplantae; Streptophyta; Zygnematophyceae; Desmidiales; Closteriaceae.